AUGGCGAGUAAAUGUACAAAGUGCGUAAAAGUUACUAAAGACGUUGUGCAAUGUGUGCAAUGUUUUCAAUGUGAAAAUAUUUUUCAUGCAAAAUGUGUUGGAGUAAAUGAUGAGGUUGUUGAGGUAACACGUACUUUGUUGAAUUUCAAAUGGUACUGUGAUAUUUGUUUGAAGACGGUAUCCAACAUUAGAUUAUUGACAAAGACAGUAAAUGAUAAUAACAAUGAAAUCAAGUUGAAGGUGGAUCAAAUUAAUGCUGCGAAUAUUUCGUUAAAACAUGAACUGGACAUGAUCAAAAGUAUGAUUAAAGAUAAUGAUUCAAAAUUAGAAAAGCUUGAUGAACCAGGUUCCAAGUUAAGUGUUGAAAUUGAUCAUUUUAAAAGUGAAUUGCAAAAAACAUGGGUAAGUGUCGUUGGCCAGGAGGUUAAAAAAGGUAUGCAAAGCAUUAAUGUUGAAGUAAAAACAGUACAAAAAACAUUAGAUGAGGCACAGGAAAUAAAAGAGAGAGAAAAAAACAUUAUGAUGUUUAAUGUAACUGAAGGAGAUAAUGACAGAGAUCGAGUCAAGGAAAUAAUCAAGAAACUGUCGAGUGAUAUCAAAGAUUCUGAUAUGAAAAGAAUAAUAAGACUGGGUAAAAGGGUUGAAUCAACAAAUAGGCCAAUUUUGAUAGUGAUGGAUAACAUUUCAGCUAAAGAGUUGGUGAUGAAGAGUUCAUACAAACUUAAGCAAAUGUCUGAAGAACUUAGUAAGGUAUGGAUUGCCAAUGAUCUGACUGCUGAACAGAGGAGUGAAUUGAAGAGUUUGAUUGCUAAUGCAAAGACAAGAGAAGCUGCAUGUACGGGAGGUUUUUUAUACAGGAUCAAAGGACCUGUGGGAAAGUGGCGGAUCGUGAGUUUCAAAAAAUUACCUGUGUUAAAGACUUUUGAGGCAUUAGCCAUUAAAUUAAAAAUAAAUGGAACUCAUAUUGUUUUAUUGGCUGUUUAUAGACCAGGAUCGGCUUUAAUUUCAUCUCUAUUCUUUCAGGAGCUUGUUGCUGUUUUAGAGAUAAUAUCCUUGCUUAGUAACAAUGUUGUCUUAGCUGGUGAUUUUAAUGUGCAUGUAGAGAAACACAUGGAUCCUCACAGUGCGUCAUUAUGUGAGAUUUUUGGUAAUUUUAAUCUUGUUAAUAGAAUAAAUGAACCAACGCAUGAAUUAGGAGGUGUGUUAGACCUGAUUAUCACUUCUUUGUCUUUUCCAGUUUUCGAUAUUCGAGUUCUGCCUCCGGGAGUUUUUUCUGAUCAUGGUUUGGUUCAGGCAUGUUUAUCAAUUGAUCAAGUUAUAAGAAUGAAAAAAAAGGAUGGUUCGAUCUUGGAAAAACAUGAAUCACGAUCGUUUUAUUUCUUUGGUUCUUGA
Helobdella robusta is the source of this 1392-nucleotide messenger RNA. RefSeq lists its product as hypothetical. The record is from RefSeq and is a predicted model, not a curated record. Lineage: Eukaryota; Metazoa; Annelida; Clitellata; Rhynchobdellida; Glossiphoniidae. Bases 1 to 1392 code for a protein of 463 amino acids. Gene Ontology annotation, molecular function: catalytic activity. The transcript has 2 exons.